Molecule: messenger RNA, 1332 nt
Organism: Nyctereutes procyonoides (raccoon dog)
Lineage: Eukaryota; Metazoa; Chordata; Mammalia; Carnivora; Canidae
Gene: AQP10
Product: aquaporin 10
Exons: 6
Coding region: 183-1079 (298 amino acids)
Biological process (GO): water transport; glycerol transmembrane transport
Cellular component (GO): plasma membrane; basolateral plasma membrane
Molecular function (GO): urea transmembrane transporter activity; glycerol channel activity; water channel activity
Source: RefSeq, a predicted model, not a curated record
CACCAAGCUUGUCCUUGGACAUUCUCCCAUCAUCUCUACGUCCUUAGCCUACACACGUGUACAGAUACUGCUGUUCAAGAGCUGAGGUAAUUGGUUUUAAAGUCUGUUCCUUAUCUGGCAGGCACUACUCGUGUGCCUAUGCAGACGGAGGGAGCAGCAGCCAGAGACAGGGUAUCCUCACCAUGGCCUACAGCCACCCCCUGGCUAAAGUCAAGAGCAGGCUCCAGAUCCGCAGCCACCUGGCCCGACAGUGCCUGGCAGAGUUUCUGGGAGUGUUCGUGCUCAUGAUCCUCACCCAGGGUGCUGUGGCACAAGCUGUCACCAGUGGAGAAGGCAAAGGCAACUUCUUCACCAUGUUUCUGGCUGGCUCCCUAGCUGUUACGAUAGCCAUCUACGUGAGUGGUAAUGUUUCAGGGGCCCACCUGAAUCCAGCCUUCUCCCUGGCCAUGUGCCUCCUGGGACGCCUCCCCUGGGCCAAGCUCCCCAUUUACUGCCUGGUGCAGCUUCUGUCUGCUUUCUGUGCUUCAGGAGCCACCUAUGCUCUCUAUUACGAUGCCCUACAGAACUAUACAGGUGGGAACCUGACAGUGAUGGGCCCCAAGGAGACGGCCUCCAUAUUUGCCACCUACCCUGCCCCUUAUCUGUCCCUGAACAACGGCUUCCUGGAUCAGGUUCUGGGCACAGGGAUCCUGAUUGUGGGGAUCUUGGCCAUCCUGGACACACGGAACAAAGGAGUGCCUGCGGGUCUGGAGCCUGUGGCUGUCGGGCUGCUGAUCCUGGCCAUUGGGCUAUCCAUGGGUGCCAACUGUGGGUUCCCACUCAACCCCGCCCGGGACCUGGGCCCACGGCUUUUCACCUACGUGGCCGGCUGGGGCCCUGAAGUCUUCAGUGCUGGUAAUGGCUGGUGGUGGGUGCCUGUGGUGGCCCCUCUGGUAGGGGCUACGCUUGGCACAGCCACAUAUCAGCUGCUGGUGGCUCUCCACCAUUCUGAAGAGUCAGAGCCAGCUCAGGAUCUAGAGUUUGCCCAACAUAAAGCUUCAGACUUGGAAAUUCCUGCCUCCGCUCAGUGUAAGCUAUGAUUCUGACAUGGCAGCCCUCACCUCCCUUGUGGACACUGGAGAGGGCCAGAGACCCAGGGCUGGUGACAAGACAUUCUCUGUACCAGCCAGCAUCGCAGUUCGCUCUUCAAGCCAUCCUUUCCCCCUGAACUGGGCAGGAUACUUAGACGGGGCGGUAACCCCGCGCCAGGCCCCUCCCGCUGGCCCUCCUUGCUCCCCCUCCUCCUCCAGCAGGUCUUGGGACAGUGAUGGCUUCCGCGGACGAAGAGCCUCC